This is a messenger RNA of Sesamum indicum (sesame), 1110 nucleotides long. NCBI's taxonomy places the organism in Eukaryota, Viridiplantae, Streptophyta, Magnoliopsida, Lamiales, Pedaliaceae. The record is from RefSeq and is a predicted model, not a curated record.
AUGAAUUCCUCCGACCAGAACAACCCACAAGAAAACAACCCUUCCCAGAGAAAAGGAAAAGGCCGCCAAAAGGUGGAUAUGGUGAAAAUCGAGAAUGAGACUAAUCUUCAAGUCACAUUUUCCAAGCGUCGCUCUGGGCUAUUUAAAAAGGCUAGUGAACUCAGCACUCUUUGCGGUGCUGAAAGUGCCAUCGUUGUGUUCUCUCCAGGGGAGAAGGCACAUUCUUUUGGCAACCCCGACGUGGAAACAAUUGCCAAUAGGUUUCUAAACCAAAAUCCCCAUUCGAGAAGUGAUGCUGACCAUUUACUUGUGGCGCAUAGUCGUGCAAAUAUGCGUCUGUCCAACGAAGAGCUGACCAACGUCGAGGGCCAACUCGAGCUAGAGAGAAAGCGUAAACAAGAACAUAAGGACAUGAGGAAGGCUGAUGAAAACCAAAACUGGUGCCCACCUCGCAUUGAUGAGCUCGACUACCAACAGCUGGAGGAACUGAGGAGGUCUUUGAUGAGUUUCAAGCAAAAUUUUGAAAACAAAGUCCAAAAUGCUACUAGUUUGGCAAAUUCAUACGUUCCUGAUGCAGGGACUGCCGGGAGUUUCCCGUGGACAACCCAGAGUGAUCCUAGUACUGGUUUCCCAUUCAAUCCCAGUAUUCAAGGGCCUAAUGAUCAAUUUGCUCUUUAUGGUAAUAGGGAAGACAUGUACACAAGCAAUGCACCAUUGAGAAUCGGUGGAUCCUCAACUACUACUUUAUUUGAUGGGGGGUCCGGUACCUCAAACAUCGCAAUUCCAACAAACCCUAGGGCAAAUUAUUGCCCUAAUGCAUCAACCUUUCCCAAUUUGGUGACUACUACCGCUGGAUUUGCUUCUUCAUUCGAUCCAGCAGUUGGUAACCUUGGAUUUACGGUCCAGUAUCCUCCUCCUCCUCCUCCUUCAACUGGCAGUUCCAAUAUGACAUUCCCAUACAGUUAUGGGAAUUCUAGUGAUAUGGUCCCAUAUGUUCCUGGAACAAGUAACCCCAAUUUGGAGCUUGAGCGUCGUCGUCGGGGAAAAGCAAGCAACAACCAAGACAAGUCUCAAGGAUCCAAAGGCAACCAUGGUCGUCGAUCUUCCUAA